AUGAGAUUCUCAUUUUUGUGUUCCCCUCUUUCAGCAAAUGUCACCAACAGCAGCUCGGGAGAACACAACGCAACUGACCCAGAACUUGUGCUGAGGAUGAACGGCUGGCUCAUCUGUAAGGACCAGGAUGAGAUGUUGAACUUGGCGUUCACUGUUGGGUCCUUCCUGCUCAGUGCCAUCUCACUGCCCCUUGGCAUCGCCAUGGACAAGUAUGGCCCAAGAAAACUGCGUCUGAUUGGCAGCACCUGCUUUGCUCUGUCCUGUCUGCUGAUCGCCUAUGGGGCCAGUAACCCUGAUGAUCUGUCCGUUCUGAUUUUCAUUGCGCUGGCCCUGAACGGAUUUGGAGGGAUGUGUAUGACCUUCACCUCUCUCACGUUGCCGAACAUGUUUGGGGAUCUACGAUCGACUUUCAUCGCUCUCAUGAUUGGCUCGUACGCUUCAUCAGCUGUAACAUUCCCGGGUAUCAAGGUGAUCUAUGACUUUGGGGCCCCAUUUAUUACCAUCCUGUUGGCCUGGGCGUCCUGUGGGGGCCUUGUCUUCAUGAACUGCUUCCUCAACUGGCCCCUGGAACCGUUCCCGGGCCCCGAGGACAUGGACUACACGGUGAAGGUGAAAUUCAGCUGGCUGGGCUUCGAUCACAAGAUCACGGGGAAGCAGUUCUACAAGCAGGUGACUACGGUGGGCCGGCGCCUCAGCGUCGGGAACUCGAUGAAGCCUCAGGACAGACUGGCCACGCAGGAUGGCAACAAGCUCUGUUUGUCCACAGUGGACCUGGAGGUCAAAUGUCAGGCUCCCGAUCAAGGCUCUGGGUCCUUCAUGCAGAGUAUCUUCAGCCCAGUCUACAUCCUGAGCUUGGUCACUAUGUGUGUCACACAGCUCCGCCUCAUCUUCUACAUGGGAGCCAUGAACAACAUCCUGGAGGAUCUGGUCGAGGGAGAUCUCGUCACAGUCAGCCUGUACUCCUCCAUCUUCGGAGUUCUGCAACUGCUGUGCUUAAUGACGGCCCCCGUGAUUGGCUACAUCAUGGACUGGAAGCUGAAGGACUGUGAUGAUGGAGCGUUGGACACGGAUGAGAAGGCGCUGGCAGCUGGGAGAAAGCCCAGCAGAAAGAAAAGGGACCGAAAGAUUCAGAAAAUCACCAAUGCUACCCGAGCUUUCGUCUUCACGAACCUGCUCCUCGUUGGCUUCGGAAUCACUUGCCUCAUCCCAAACCUCCCACUGCAGAUUCUCUCCUUCAUCCUCCAUACAAUUGUUCGAGGAUUUAUUCACUCAGCCGUGGGUGGGCUUUAUGCUGCUGUUUAUCCUUCCACACAGUUUGGCAGUUUGACCGGAAUGCAGUCACUUAUCAGCGCUCUCUUUGCACUUCUCCAACAACCUCUCUUUCUGGCAAUGAUGGGACCACUUCAAGGCGAUCCUCUCUGGGUGAAUAUUGGUUUGUUGGGAGUCAGUAUGCUGGGGUUCUGCCUCCCAGCCUACCUGCUUUAUUACAGACAGCAGCUUCAGAAGCAGAGGCUCCAGAGGGCUGAGGAUGCCAAGCUCUUCAUGAAAAUCAAUGGCAGCUCGAAGCAUGAGGCCUUUGUGUAGGCCGUGAGAUUCCACAAUGAGACAGGACUCUCCGAGGUCAAUGUUCAUUCACGCUCCAUCAACAGGCUCCACAGUUUCCCGAUGGUGCUGACAUCUGCGUAUCAUCAAACUAAUCAACAUUAUUUAUGGGAACAGGGAAUAUGGAUUGAGCCAUCCUCUCAAAGCUGGUGGCCUAAACCACGGCUCUUCUUGUGACUUUUGUUUUCUUCCUCUCAGUUGGCUUUAUUUUACUGGGUGGGUGCCUGGAUUAUCCACGCGGAGCCUGUAGCCUAGUGGUCAGCAUGAGCCCACCCAGGCCUGUAUCCCCUCACCCUCCCCUUCCCUCUCUCUCUUGCUCUCUCAUUCUCUGUGCCACUCUCUCACUCCCUCUCUCUGUCUGUCUCUCUCUCUCUCUCUCUGUCUAUCUCUGUCUCACUGUCUCUCUCACACACACUUUCUCUUUGUCUCACUCUCUCCCUCUGUCUCACUCUCUCUCUGUCUCGCUCUGUCUCGCUGUCUCUCUCUUUCUCUCUCUCCCUCACACUCCCUCUCUCUGUCUCUUUCUCUCUCACACACACGCACCCUCUGUCUCAUUUUCUCUCUCCCUCUCUCUCUCUCUCUCUCUCUCUCUGAACGAGGUGCUACCCAGGGAACACAGACACCCGCCAUGUGAGUGACCCCUCAGUCCUGGCUAGAGAACCCAGGAGCUGUUAGCCCCCACCUGUAGGGCAGCCAACCCCCACAGGCUGAGGGAGAGGGAAAGGGGGCAAAUCCCGGAACCUCGUUAGCUGGAGAUCUAGCCUCAUGUUUGAGGGUAACUGAGAGAUAAUCGCCUGCUGCCCCCUCCCUCUGGUCUCAGAGCUGCCUCCCGCUGACCCAGACCAGGUUUCAUACUGAGUACAGCAAAACCAAUGAUGUUGAGGGAGAGGCUGGCCAAUAUAAUGAGCAGGUUUUAACCCGAAGGGAACCUGGGCACUUCUGGGAUUGGGGCAAGGUUCAGGGUGGGGCUCAUUACCUGUGCGGACUGUUAUUCAGGCGAGGACUGUGACUGUCCCUUGCCCCUUCGCCCGCAGGAAGCUAGCUGACUGACUCCAGCCCCCUCAGGGUGGGUGCAGUGGUCAGGCUGUGUUCCCUGAACUCUGUCAGCAGAGGGAACAGGAACACACGUGGCUCUCCGCUGCUCCCUGCUGGUGCAUUCUGUAACUGGAGCAAACUGCAUCUGGUAAUGGCAGAGAGUCACAGGGUGAGGCAUGCUCAGUUGAAUAUCUCAGGAACCGGGUAGCCGCUGCAUUUCUGAGCUGAUGUCCUCUUCCCCCUCGCCCCUCCCCUCCCCCCGCCUCCACCCUCCUCUCCUGAAGCUGCUAACUCCCCCCAGGAGGGUAGGGAGCAGUAGCUUAUCAGGUCCUGACUACCCUUGUUCAACCUGAUGAGCCCUCAGGUGUUGGAGUGUUAUCAGGUUGCUCGACUAUGAAGGGAAUCACCAUCACAUUAGAUGCUGUCCUGACCUGACACCCCUACAGUUGGCGUUAAUAUUAAUCAUACCCCACCCCAAACAAACCUGUCCUGUUGACCAAGGUCCGAGCUGCAGUGGAAACAUUUCUAAAAGCAAACUGUGCUGUUGUGUAAGUAUUAGGACAAAGGUCCCCCUGCGUUCAGGGCACUGCCCUCUAACCGAACAGCAAGGUAUUAAAAUGGAAGUGUCGAAUCAAAAGCACCAGGUUACAGCAUUGGACAAGCUCCUGUUCAAACCCAGCGUUGUCACAGAGUUACAGUGACAACAUUACUGACCCUUAUCUGAGUCCGUGCCCACAAACUCGGGCCAGGACAGGAUGGACUGACCUGGACUCUGACAAGAACCUGCUGGAAGGGACAGCCAUGUGUGUGUGAACACACUGAGAAUCACUUUUUGUUUACAUUGACACUGUGGCGAUGAGACAGUGCUGUUUGUGUACAACUCCCUUCACACCUCACUGACAGACAGCACUGAGCUCCCCAGGCUUUAUAUUCAAAUAAACUCUCUCCAAAACCCGUUUUGUUCUUCCUCAAAGCAGUGUCCCAUGGAUCAGUAACUCUGGAAGGGAUCUGUCCCAGUGUUCCCUCGGCUGAGCUAUUUCCCAAUCCCAACCCUUUGAGAAGAAGGCCAACAUUCCCAAGCCUUUGCGAUUUCUGCUGUGGUAUGACAACGCUGCUCUUUUGUCCUGUUCAUGCUCCAGAUCCCUGCCUCUGCUGCUCCCGGCUCUCAGCGUUGCCUGGCUUUGUUCAGUCCAAACUGUGUGAACUUUCACUGGUCACAGUUGACUUCUGUCACAGCAUCCCCCACUCGCUGAGUCUACCAACACCAGUACAAAGCCUGAGCAAACACCAGCUUUACAUUGCACCAAAGGGCAAACUCUUCAUCCCAUGCUCUCCGUCACUUUAUUCCAAACCAAUAUCCAACAUCUGUCCGAGAUAACACAGUGUGGGGCUGGAUGAACACAGCAGGCCAAGCAGCAUGUCAGGAGCACAAAAGCUGACAUUUCGGGC
This is a messenger RNA of Stegostoma tigrinum, 4086 nucleotides long. It is a transcript of the gene slc43a2b, whose product is annotated as solute carrier family 43 member 2b. The transcript is spliced from 12 exons. Gene Ontology annotation, biological process: neutral amino acid transport; transmembrane transport. NCBI's taxonomy places the organism in Eukaryota, Metazoa, Chordata, Chondrichthyes, Orectolobiformes, Stegostomatidae. The record is from RefSeq and is a predicted model, not a curated record. Bases 1 to 1584 code for a protein of 527 amino acids. Gene Ontology annotation, molecular function: neutral L-amino acid transmembrane transporter activity; L-amino acid transmembrane transporter activity.